AUGUUCACGAGUAUCGGUCUAGGAUGGGGCGUAGGCUCGCUUAUAUCGAGGGCGAAGCUGUCUCGCUUAAAAGCGCCUGGAACUGGGGAGGUGUGCUCAGGCCGCACCAGGCAUCCGUUUUGGGAACGGAGCAAGCGCGCUUGCGUUACGCUACGCGCCGAGGAAGCGGUGAGCGCGCCGCAUGUGAACCCAGUCACCGUAACGCGACCACAUAACGUACCAACAGCUGACGAGGAUUCCGGUCCUGACCUGUCUCGAAGUAGAAACUUUGGGUCCUCUGUAAAGCCGGUUGCGUCUAGCUCGACUGCGUUGGCGAGCGACGACUUUGGCGCUACCGCGGCGGUGCUGAGUGCGCACCCUGAGGCGACAGCAACUGUGGAGCGACCACGGAAACCAGGACGUGCGCGUCGCCAACAAGCACUUGCUCAACAAGCAAGAGAGGACGCAGAGGCCGUGAUACGGGACGUUCGUCGCGAGAUUCGCCGUCGGAACUGGCCCACAGCAGAGCGUCUGCUGCGCGCGCUCGUCGACCGUGAGCCAACGAACGGAAGAGCGUGGUUGCUACUCGCGCAGCUGUAUGCGUACCGGCUGCGGGACUUGGAAAAAGCGCGAGCCACCUUUGCAGCCGCCCUGCAGGUCAACUGUACGAAUACAAGGCUUGCGCACGCUUUUGCUAUGUUCGAAGCGCGUUGUAUGCAGAAUACUGACGCGGCUAGGUCGCUUUUAGACAAGGCACUCAAAAUAGAUCCUUCUGACGGCGUCAUAUGGCAAGCGUAUGCGUUGCUGGAGGAGCGUACCGGUCACAGCGAGCGUGCGCAGGAGUUGUUCGAGGCCGGCCUCGCUCGUGAUCCGAGGAACGUUUUUCUGCUGCAGGCUUUUGGAAUGUUUCAUCUGCGCAAUGGUGCGAGCGUGGAAGCAUGCGCGUAUUUCGAACGAGCGGUGGAGUCGAACCCGAGCCAUGUGCCAUCGUGGCAGGCGUACGGCAUUGCGCUCAGUAAACAAGGCGACUGGGAGCACGCGGCAGCCAAAUUUGAACAAGCACUCCGGUUGGAUCCGGUGUCGGUGCCGACGCUGCAGGCCUACGGCAUUGCCGAGGCCCGACAAGGUCACUACGAAAGAGCGCGUAAUCUCUUCCAGAGGGCGGCUGAGUUGUGGCCAUCGCACGUUCCCGUGUACCAUGCUUGGGCAACAAUGGAGGAUCGACUGGGAAACCACGAGGAGGCGCGGAAGGUCUUCGAGCGUGGUAUCCUCGCAGCAGGCGGCAGAGUGGAUGAUGUUCGGCGUGUCCGCUCCGAACUCGAGGGCGCAAAGAGGACGGACCCCAUGUUAAAGGCCUGGGCCGACAUGGAGCAGCGACUGGGCCACAUUAGCCCGGCACCCGAAUGGAACGUGUACCGAUCGAACCGGAGUGAUCCCGAAACGCGGGAACGGCGACGAGAGACCAUUGGGGAACGUCUGUUGAUGCUCCGGAAACUCAUCGACAGGCGGUCGGAGGAGGACCUGCGUACCGUGCUGACGUUCAUCGCAGAGCGCACUCGAAUGGAUCGGCAAGCCCGCGCGGCCAUCACCGAACGCAGCCGCGAUGAUCUCGAUCGCGUUCGACGUUGGGCCGAGCGCCGCAACGAGGAGGACGUUCGCGCGUUUCAGAAAUGGUUUGAAAAACGUUACGAAGAGGAUCGUCUCGUGGGCCAGUACGUCUUUGGAUGGAAUCUGGGACCACCACUACGCUCGACGGUAGUGAGUUCACCAUCUACAGAGAACACUGGUGGAGGUGAUAGCGCGUCCGCGGUACCCCCGGAGUGGUUGCGAGCCGCCCCAAUGCCACGCCCGCUCAGUGAAUAUGAAAAGGAACUGUAUUCGGGCGAGCGAGAGCUCCAACUAGUCCCGGCCAUGGCAUGGAUCUCCAGUUUUGCCGAAAACCUAUCAAGUAGGGCUGCCAUUAGCACGCUUCUUCUGGGCCUGAUGAUGUUUUUGUCGGUAGGAUUCGCUCAUAUUUACGAACUCGGUCGCUACGAAAUCGGCAACGUCGAGUCGACACUCUUGCAGAUUCUCUCGACACGAGUUCCCGAGGGCGUCGAUGCCGCCCUCAUCGACCUGAACCCGAGCGCAUUGGACGACAUCGCAGCAGAGCACUGGUAA
This is a messenger RNA of Cyanidioschyzon merolae strain 10D, 2139 nucleotides long. RefSeq names its product similar to psbB mRNA maturation factor Mbb1. The record is from RefSeq and is a predicted model, not a curated record. Lineage: Eukaryota; Rhodophyta; Bangiophyceae; Cyanidiales; Cyanidiaceae. Gene Ontology annotation, molecular function: protein binding; single-stranded RNA binding; mRNA binding. The coding region runs from base 1 to 2139 and encodes 712 amino acids. Gene Ontology annotation, biological process: mRNA processing; regulation of translation. The transcript has a single exon.